This is a messenger RNA of Lachancea meyersii CBS 8951, 915 nucleotides long. NCBI's taxonomy places the organism in Eukaryota, Fungi, Ascomycota, Saccharomycetes, Saccharomycetales, Saccharomycetaceae. The record is from the annotation of a GenBank genome assembly.
AUGAGCCAUUCUAUGGGUUUUAACUGGGGAUUCAAGCCUAGCAAUGAUACUUCAGGGUGCAACGCCACUUCUGCGUGCAAAAUAACCAAACCCCGGGUCAAACGGCGGUUUGUCAGUGAUGAAACCAUUCAAGCAAACUCGGCCGCCGCUGCUGCUGCUGUUGCCUCUCACAGACCUGUGAGGGCCGUGGCAAAGCGCAAGACGGCGAUAUGUGGCAUUCAGGGCCAACCGCUGCCACUGGCGCGUGCAGUAGAACUCAUGGACCGCAAUGUGCUGCAAUCAACGCUCUUAGAACUUGUCAAAUUGCAUCCCGAAAUACAAAGCACAAUAAUGGCUCUCCAACCGCCUUCGCGAACAGUGGACCAAUACGUGACCGUUUUGCGGUCUAAACUUGAACAGAUUUUCCGCAAUUUGCCCUAUUCGAAACUGCGAGACUUCUCACUCAACGACGAAAGCGCAGGGCUCAGUGACUACGCUUUUGUGCGUGUCAAACCGCACAUUUUGGAGUUCCUCAACUGUCUGGUGGAUUGCGUGCUGGAAAGCAUCCCACCACAAAGCCAAUCUGCAUUGCACUCUCUGCGAGUUCUGGACGCCGCAACCGAACUGCUGAGUCAGGUGCCUCGCUUCGUGACUGCCAGCAACAACUACUACAAAAACGUGUGUUACGAACAGAUAGCAGAGAUAUGGUGUACCGUGGUACGCCAAGUGACCCAAGACAUCUCUUUCACUACUUCCACCUCUGGCAUCGGGGACUGGCUACAAGUCUUGCAAAAACACAACGACAACGCGCAUGGCAGACUACAGAAACCGCUUCAACUCUUGCAGACCUUUCAGGAGCCAUUAGAACCAUCACAAACACAGUCCAGUCUUUCGCAGGAUCAGCAUCCAUCAAACCUGUGGAACAAUUUGGUCUAA